AGAUCCUUAUGUCAGUGAGAGAUUUCAGAUUUUGUUGCUAUUGCUGUAACUCUGAUUAAACUCUGUGAAGCUUUAUAAGUAAAACAAAACUUGAUAACUUUCAUUUUGGAAAAGACGUUUAAGAUAGGAAAGAUGCGUUUACACAUGAUUGCAGUGUUGACUCUACUUGGAGUUGUUAAUUAUGCGGCCGGUAUUGAUUAUGACGGGUGGUUGAACAUAAAGAUUGAACACUCUCUAAAUUGUGGACAUGAAAGGUACUGUUCAAGAGGAAACAUAUCAUUAAAAAGUAUUCGAGCGGGCAGCACUUCAGUUAUAGAACAAAUACCAUUCACUAAGCAACACAUUGAGGAAUUAAAGAGUAUAGCUGAAGUCAAUGGAUUCUACACAAUGAGGACUGUAGUAACAUCUGCAGACAACAGCAAGGGAACAGAAUUCUUCUCCUCUGUUAAAGCAGAUGCCUUCUUAGAGAAUGGCUUGUCUGAUGUCAUUAAUGCUUGGGUGCUACCAAACGGUGCUGUCAUAGCAGUCAGCUUCCAAGUUACAAAUUCUUCACAACCCCUACUCAAAGGUGCCAGUAGCCAUAAGAUCAACUCCAACUUCUUCCUGCGCUACGUGGAGCAGGCUCCUGUACCUGAUACAGCUUCUUACAUCCAGAAACUUGAACGAGAGAGAGAGGCAAGGGAGAAAGGAGAUGUAAAGGAUAACAGAUCAUUUUUAGCUAAAUAUUGGAUGUAUAUUGUACCAAUUGCUAUAUUUGUAAUGAUAUCAGGAGCAACAAACCCUGAACCAGCUGGAGCUCAAGGUGGACGCUAAAUAGAUGAAAAUAUACUAAUUUAAAUAUUUAAUCAAUGUGUCAGAGUAGUGAUAAGUUAUUUAUUAAUUAAUAAAA
Trichoplusia ni (cabbage looper) is the source of this 889-nucleotide messenger RNA. RefSeq names its product ER membrane protein complex subunit 10 (gene EMC10). Bases 133 to 813 code for a protein of 226 amino acids. Gene Ontology annotation, cellular component: EMC complex. Lineage: Eukaryota; Metazoa; Arthropoda; Insecta; Lepidoptera; Noctuidae. The transcript is spliced from 5 exons. The record is from RefSeq and is a predicted model, not a curated record.